AUUUUCGCCUACCUCACUUUAAGAGAUAUAGUAAUAUGUGGUCAAGUCUGUCACUCCUGGGUGUUGAUGACACAAGGAAGCUCAUUGUGGAAUAGUAUUGAUUUUUCCGCAGUAAAAAAUAUAAUCACAGAUAAAUGUAUAGUGUCUACUUUGCAAAGGUGGCGUCUAAAUGUGCUGCGUUUGAAUUUUCGUGGUUGUGUUCUCCGAUUGAAAACCUUGAGAUCUGUCAGCCUCUGUAGAAAUCUGCAAGAGCUGAAUGUCUCUGACUGCCCAACACUAACAGAUGAAUCAAUGAGAUACAUCUCCGAGGGCUGCCCUGGAGUCCUGUACCUCAAUCUAUCCAACACCACCAUCACCAAUAGGACGAUGCGAAUCCUGCCCAGGUACUUCCAGAACUUACAGAAUCUUAGUUUGGCUUAUUGCAGAAAGUUCACAGACAAAGGUUUACAGUACCUGAAUUUAGGGAAUGGAUGCCACAAGCUCAUCUAUUUGGACCUUUCCGGCUGCACCCAGAUUUCAGUCCAAGGCUUCAGGAACAUUGCAAACAGCUGCACUGGAAUUAUGCAUCUGACCAUCAACGACAUGCCAACUCUAACGGACAACUGUGUAAAAGCUUUAGUUGAAAAGUGUUCUCGUAUUACAUCAAUAGUUUUCAUUGGUGCGCCUCAUAUCUCUGACGGUGCUUUUAAAGCUCUUUCUACUUGUAACCUCAGAAAGAUCCGAUUUGAAGGAAAUAAAAGGAUUACUGAUGCGUGCUUCAAAUUUAUAGACAAGAAUUAUCCAAAUAUCAAUCACAUUUACAUGGCCGACUGCAAGAGAAUAACAGAUGGUAGCCUUAAGUCACUUUCGCCUUUGAAGCAACUGACUGUCUUGAAUUUGGCAAAUUGUAUAAGAAUUGGUGAUAUGGGACUAAGGCAAUUUCUUGAUGGUCCUGUGAGCACAAGGAUAAGAGAGCUAAAUUUAAGUAACUGUAUCCACCUGAGUGAUAUCUCUAUUGUGAAACUAUCAGAGCGCUGCCCUAAUUUAAACUACUUGAGUUUACGAAAUUGUGAAUAUUUGACAGACCUAGGAAUUGAAUAUAUUGUGAACAUCUUUUCCUUGCUAUCAGUGGAUCUCUCUGGAACACACAUCUCUAAUGAGGGUUUGAUGAUACUUUCCAGACAUAAAAAAUUAAAGGAACUUUCUCUAUCUGAGUGUUAUAAAAUCACCGAUGUCGGAAUUCAGGCAUUCUGCAAAGGCUCACUGAUCUUAGAACACUUGGAUGUCUCUUAUUGCCCCCAGCUGACAGAUGAGAUUAUUAAAGCACUGGCCAUUUAUUGCAUUCACCUCACAUCUCUCAGCAUUGCUGGCUGUCCAAAGAUUACAGACUCCGCAAUGGAGAUGUUAUCGGCAAAAUGCCAUUACUUGCACAUUUUGGAUAUUUCUGGUUGUAUCCUGCUUACUGACCAAAUGCUUGAGGACCUUCAGAGAGGCUGCAGACAACUUCGAAUCCUUAAGAUGCAAUACUGCAGAUGUAUUUCCAAGGAGGCAGCAAAGAGAAUGUCAUCUAUUGUUCAGCAGCAGGAAUAUAACCCUAACGACCCUCCACUUUGGUUUGGCUAUGAUUAUGAAGGCAAGCCCCUUAAAAGACAACAUGAGAUAACACCACUUAAAGGAGACGAAGAAGUCAUAGUGACAGAGUCAACACACAGUAGAGAAGAAGAAGAAGUAUGACCUUCAGCCUCAACAGGAAGAACAAAAAAUCUAGAACUUGGUAACUUCAUCUGAUGCAAGUAUUUUUACCAUCUGGAUCUCAACAGUGUAAACAAGCAGCAAAUCAUCUCCUGAUUUUUAUUCCAACUACAAAUAUUUCUAAAUACAUUAUUUCUUCUAAUUGGUUUAAUCAUAUUUAAAAAAAAAGCCA
Molecule: messenger RNA, 1903 nt
Organism: Odobenus rosmarus divergens (Pacific walrus)
Lineage: Eukaryota; Metazoa; Chordata; Mammalia; Carnivora; Odobenidae
Gene: FBXL13
Product: F-box and leucine-rich repeat protein 13
Exons: 14
Biological process (GO): SCF-dependent proteasomal ubiquitin-dependent protein catabolic process
Cellular component (GO): SCF ubiquitin ligase complex
Molecular function (GO): protein binding
Source: RefSeq, a predicted model, not a curated record